This is a messenger RNA of Cucurbitaria berberidis CBS 394.84, 864 nucleotides long. Its product is annotated as delta-delta-dienoyl-CoA isomeras-like protein. The transcript has 3 exons. Gene Ontology annotation, molecular function: delta(3,5)-delta(2,4)-dienoyl-CoA isomerase activity. NCBI's taxonomy places the organism in Eukaryota, Fungi, Ascomycota, Dothideomycetes, Pleosporales, Cucurbitariaceae. Gene Ontology annotation, cellular component: mitochondrion. The record is from RefSeq and is a predicted model, not a curated record. Bases 1 to 864 code for a protein of 287 amino acids.
AUGUCCAACAACGCAGCAGCUUACCAGAAGGAGUUCUUCAAUGUCUCCUUUCCCGCCGAAUAUGUGGCACACGUGGAGAUUAAUCGGCCAGAGAAGCUGAACGCGUUCAAGGAGGUAAUGUGGCACAACCUCAGCGCCAUCUUCCGCGCCCUAUCCCACGACCCCUCAGUGCGCGCAGUCCUCCUCACAGGCGCUGGCCCCCGCGCCUUCACAGCAGGCCUGGACGUCCAAGCCGCCUCGCAAGAAGGCGCGCUGGCGCAAAAAAGCGACUCCGACUCCCCACAAGACAGCGCGCGCAAAGCGACCACCAUCCGCCGCCACAUCCUCGAAUUCCAAUCCUGCAUUACGGACCUGGAAAAAUGCGAAAAGCCCGUCAUCGCCGUGCUGCAUGGUAUUUCCUUUGGCCUGGCGCUCGACAUGUGUCUAGCGUGCGAUAUCCGUGUUGCGACGGCGGAUGCGAAGAUUAGCGUCAAGGAGGUGGAUAUAGGUAUUGCAGCGGAUAUAGGCACGUUAUCGCGGCUACCGCAUUCGGUGGGGAAUUUGUCGUGGGUCAAGGAUGUCGCGCUUUCUGCGAGGAUUUUUGGCGCCGAAGAAGCGCUGCGGGUUGGGCUGGUGAGUUCGGUGUAUAAGAACAAGGAUGAGGCUGUGGAUCAGGCGUUGAAGUUGGCGAGCUUGAUUGCGUCAAAGUCGCCUGUUGCGACGCUGGGUACAAAGGACAUUAUCAAUUACUCACGCGAUAAGACGGUUGCUGAAGGACUGCAUUAUACUGCCGUGUGGAAUGCGGCCAUGUUGCAGACGCAGGACGUCCAAGCCGCCAUGUUGAGUGGAAUGCAGAAACGGACGCCCAAGUUUAGCAAGCUAUAG